Messenger RNA from Fusarium tjaetaba, 426 nucleotides. RefSeq lists its product as uncharacterized. The transcript has a single exon. NCBI's taxonomy places the organism in Eukaryota, Fungi, Ascomycota, Sordariomycetes, Hypocreales, Nectriaceae. The record is from RefSeq and is a predicted model, not a curated record. Bases 1 to 426 code for a protein of 141 amino acids.
AUGGCUUCUCGUGAAGUCAAAGAGCGCGCCCUCCUCGACCGUAUCGAGGAGCUUGAAGCAGAACUACGAGAGAUGAAAGCCCGCUAUGCGGCCCUCGAGACCAAAGCGAGAGGCGAUGCCAAGAAGCUUGCCGACAUCGCAUCCAUCAUUCAAAACGGAUUGCCUGGAAAUUGUGGCGCCAGCGAUGCAGACACCGGGCGUCUAGAGUCCUCGGCCGUUGCGAGCGCGCAUUUGGACGAUGAUGGAGAAUCUGAGGCUACCACUUUUCCCAUUGUACAAAUGCCUGAUGGCUAUGAGGAAGUGGCCUCAAAAACUAUUAGCGCGCGACUCAUGGACAUCGACAGUGAUGAGAUUUGGGAGGCCUCAACCACUUCCGGCGCAGGAACGGAUGAUAACGAGGAUGAGCCCAAGGGUACUGCAAACUAG